Leptopilina boulardi is the source of this 2021-nucleotide messenger RNA. Its product is annotated as protein SHQ1 homolog. The transcript is spliced from 9 exons. Gene Ontology annotation, biological process: box H/ACA snoRNP assembly. Lineage: Eukaryota; Metazoa; Arthropoda; Insecta; Hymenoptera; Figitidae. Bases 317 to 1894 code for a protein of 525 amino acids. Gene Ontology annotation, cellular component: nucleoplasm; cytoplasm. The record is from RefSeq and is a predicted model, not a curated record.
UAUAUGAAAACCUUAUUUAUGAAGUAAUUUUCCAUUCCUGGAUGUUUAUUAUUAUAAUUACAAAAAUAAAAUAGAUUUGAGUACAGUAAAUUUUAAUAAUUUCUAUAUAGAGUUAGUAAAUAUGUGUUAAUGUAAAAAUAAAGUAGUGUCAAUUAUUUUCUAUAACUUUGAAACGAGUUGUUAAUUGUGUCUUCCAAUAUUAAAUGAAGUGUAGUUAACCCAACGCGAUUGCGAAAUUUGUAAACAUAAUCAGGUGUGAAUGUUUAUUUUAAGAAUUCUAAAUAAAUUGGUGACUAAGUAUUAGUAUUUCGCAAAAAUGUUAACUCCACGGUUUGAGUUGACCCAAACAGAAGAUGAAGUGCUCGUUGUCAUUCACGCACCUUAUGCGAAUAUUAAAGAUACUGAAGUACAUGUUGAGGCAUGUGAUUUCAGAUUCUUCUCCAAUCCUUAUUACCUUAGAUUAAAUCUUCCUGGAGAAAUAGAGGAAAAUGAUGCAUCGACAGGAAGUUAUGAUUGUGAAAAAGGAGAUUUUUCUAUGAGAUUUUCAAAAAUUAAUAAAGGAGAACAUUUUGAAAAUUUGGAUAUGAUAAGCAGUUUACUUUUACCAUCAACAAAAAAAACCAUAAUUCCGGAUAUUCAAGUUAUCAGUAACCCUGUAACAAGUGGUACAGAUGUAGUAAAUGAUAACGAAGAAGAUGAUAAAGAUGAUGGCGAUGACGAUGAAUGGUUUAUUCCUCAAAAUGUACCAAGCGAAGAUUCUUGCAUAUCCUUAAAUUCUUCUAAAUAUGGUUUUGCAAAUAAAAUAUCUCGAGCCUUAGACGCAUUUGAGGAAUCGUGGUUGGCGGAAAUAAUCGAUCUUCCUCGUCCAGACGACACACCAAUAAAUCUUCGGAAAAAUCUUAGAGAAAAACAUGAGUCAAGUAGUUUCAAUGUUGUGCAUUACAUAGCAGAAUAUCUGGAAUCAGAACAAAUCGAUGAGUAUAUUAAAUUUAAAGCCGAAUGGGAAAUAAUAAGUGAUAAGGAUGUAACUUUCACUGAAAAAGAAGUCUCAAUUUUGAAAGAAAUGCCUAAUAAAGAAUAUUUAUUGGAUGAUAAAGAAAUUUUAAAUAUUAGUCUAGGUCUUGUCGAUAUACUUUUUGGAUUUUGUUAUAAUUAUAGAACAACUUUAGGGGAAAAUACAGUUGAAAGCGGAUGGACUGUUGCUAAACUAAGUUCUACUUUAUCGUGGUUUGAGAAUUUUUUGGAAAUGAAAGAUGUAGUUAUUGGAUGUAUUAGACGAUCUUUAUGUUUUCCAUUGUUUAGAAAUUGGAAUCUUUCUAUGAAAAUAAUUGAAGACAUUAAACAAGUCUUAAAACUUGGAAAAAAAUAUGUUGUUAAAUCUUUGUGCGAAAUAUACACUUUCUUUAAUUCAUCAUGCGAACCAAGAUACGUUCUUAAUCAACUUUAUAUAAAAGAUUAUUUAAUAUGGAUUCAACAAUCACCAAAUUCUGUGUUAGAAUUUCUUCUUAAAGAAUUGAAUCAGAUAGAAGUGAAGAAAGAAGAAAUUGGCUUUGACUUACCUUCAUUAGAAAAUUCAGCAUAUGAUAUUUAUGCAAAGGACUUGAUUAUAGAAAAUACUAAGACAGAAGAUGGUAAUUUAAUGACCAGUUUUAGUAAUUUGACAAUAAACAAAAAACCAAUUACUCCAGUUGUUUCUGACAGUAGUGAUACUGAUUCGGAUUCCGAUUCAGAUUCAGAUUCAGAUUCAACAACGUCUUCCAGUAGUGAUAAUAACAGUGAAUCCAAUAAUUCAACUAGUAUGUUAACUGAUCAUAGUAAAAAAAUUGAGUGCAAAAGUAAAAGUUCUGAAUCUUUGGAUUCAGACGAUCAUAGUGAACCAGAGACGCCUAAUUGAAAGUAAAUAAUUGAAAAUUAAUAACAACUUAUUACUUCAUAUAUUGUUAAUAUUUUUAAUAAUUAUAUUUCAAUAUAAUAUAAAUUUUGUAAAAAGAAAUAAAAAUAAUAAAUUACAUUUUUGUAAA